Molecule: messenger RNA, 3957 nt
Organism: Aspergillus affinis
Lineage: Eukaryota; Fungi; Ascomycota; Eurotiomycetes; Eurotiales; Aspergillaceae
Product: carnitine acetyl transferase
Exons: 9
Coding region: 1-3957 (1318 amino acids)
Biological process (GO): carnitine metabolic process
Cellular component (GO): extracellular region; mitochondrion
Molecular function (GO): carnitine O-acetyltransferase activity
Source: RefSeq, a predicted model, not a curated record
AUGCGUACUUCUAUGCUUCUGGGUGCUCUCUGCGCCGCCGGUGCCAUGGCCUCUCCCAUGGAAAAGCGCUCCUACGAGACCGACUGGACCAUCGUCACCGUGACCACCACCAUCACCGCUCCCCUGCCUCCCGCGGCCCCGACCACGGCCCCCGUGCAGAAGGUGAAGGUCUCCGAGUCCGUCUCCAGCGCUCCCGCCCCCGAGGUUGAGUCAACCACUUCGGAGCCCGCCCCGGUCCCGACCACCACCCCGGCCGCUGCCCCCGUCGAGCCCUCGACCGAGGCUCCCGCUCCCGAGCCCACCACCUCCCAGGGAGGUGUGGUUGAGAACAUCGAGGGUGCCUUCACCUCGGCCUGGAGCUCCGCCUGGACCGUUCCUGCCGCCGAACCCACCACCACCUCGACCUCCUCCAGCUCGAGCUCGACCGCCGCGGGCGCCGCUGCCACCGGUACCUACCAGAAGGCCAUCCUGCACAACCACAACAUCCACCGUAGCAACCACUCUGCCACCGACCUCACCUGGUCCGCCGACCUGACGGCCAGCGCCCAGGUUCUUGCCUCCCGCUGCGUCUAUGAGCAUGACACGAGCAUCAACGGUGGUGACUACGGCCAGAACAUUGGAUACGGAGUUGCCGAGAGCGAUAUCGGAGCUAUGAUUACCAACCUGAUGUACAACGACGAGAUGGGCUUCUGGGAUCAGUAUGACCUGUACGACAAGGCCGACCCCGACAUGUCCCUCUUCGAGAGCUGGGGCCACUUCAGUCAGAUCGUCUGGAAGGGCACCACUGAAGUCGGUUGCGCCACCGUCACCUGCCCUAGCCUUGGCAACGUCGAUGCGGCCACCUCGGUACCGUUCACCGUCUGCAACUACGGACCCCCUGGUAACUAUGCUGGUGAAUACGCCGACAACGUCAAGCGUCCUCUUGGACAAAGCAUGAGGACUCCUCCCUACAUACACCUGCCCCCUUCGCAUGAUCCCCAACGGCUACCGGAAAACGGUGGGCGAAGGGUGCAUGGUAAUCUUCAGUUUAAUAUGUGGGAUGAUGCCCCUGUUGUCAGUCAUACUGUGAAAGCCUUUGCCAAUGGAAAGAAAAAUGGAGAAAGCCUCUGGCAAUUAACUGCAUGCGGCGCAGGACCACGUGACCGGCCACGAACCUUCCCCGCGCGCUUUAAACGUCGAGACGAACCAAACUCAUCUCGAAAACUCGCCUUUCCCUUCGCCCGAAACGUCAUCUCCUCUGGCGUUGGUCGCUCUCGAACUAGUGACACCGAGCCUAAUCUGGGCCAUCCACCCGGCCUCCAUCCUCGAUCUCACCUUGCGUUGCCACUCGGGCACUUGCAAUGCGACAUCAAGCAAUUCGGCCUUAGUUUGUCAUCUACUACCUGGUCUCCGAUCUAUCCCACUUGCACUUGCACAUUGCAGGGUAUACAGCCCAGUCGCGAUCAAGCUUCUUCCUUUCUUCCUUUCUACCCUUCACAGUCGCCUCCUCUUCAGCUCGUCUCAAUUGCAUUUCGCCACUUUACGGCUCCAAAGCCGUUGGGGAACGCUAUGACUUCUCCGCGAUCUCAGCCGUCUCUCGAGCCUAAGAUUAAGCCUACCACGGUGGAUGUUACGCCAAAUGCCGACCACCCUCCCAAGAAGCAGGGCCUGACGUUCGCUAACCAGGACUCUCUCCCCAAACUACCGGUCCCGGACCUUGAGAGCACCUGCAAGAAAUAUCUUGAGGCUUUGUCCGCUUUACAAACCCCUAGGGAACAGGAAGAGACGAGAGCGGCCGUGCAGGAUUUCCUCAAAUCUGAUGGCCCCGUUCUUCAGGAAAAGCUUAAGAAUUAUGCGUCAUCCAAGACGAGUUAUAUCGAGCAGUUCUGGUACGACUCUUACCUCAACUACGAUAGUCCGGUUGUUCUGAACCUCAAUCCAUUCUUUUUACUGGAAGAUGAUCCUACUCCCGCCCGGAAUCACCAAGUCACCAGAGCGGCGUCGCUGGUCGUUUCGGCAUUGUCUUUCGUCAGAGCCGUGAGACGGGAGGAACUACCGCCUGACACGGCUCGCGGCACACCACUCUGCAUGUACCAGUACUCUAGACUGUUUGGGACAGCCCGUUUGCCCACGGACAAUGGAUGUGUUAUCAGCCAAGACCCCAACGCAAAACACGUCGUCGUGCUGUGUCGGGGCCAAUUCUAUUGGUUCGAUGUCCUCGACGACAACCACGAUCUAAUUAUGAACGAGAAGGAUAUCGCGGUGAAUCUGCAGGUCAUUAUCGGGGAUGCGGAGCAAACUCCCAUUCAAGAUGCCGCCAAGGGGGCCUUGGGUGUACUCAGCACGGAGAACCGCAAGGUGUGGUCCGGAUUGAGAGAUAUCAUGACCAAGGAUGAGGGUUCCAACAAUGCAGAAUGCUUGAAUAUUGUCGACACCGCCCUGUUCGUCCUCUGCCUGGAUUACACCGAGCCCCACAGUACUUCUGAGCUGUGUGCCAACAUGCUCUGCGGGACAAGCGAGGUCGUGAAGGGCGUGCAAGUUGGCACCUGCACCAACCGGUGGUAUGAUAAGCUUCAGAUCAUUGUGUGUCAGAACGGAAGUGCAGGUAUCAACUUUGAGCACACCGGCGUGGAUGGUCAUACGGUGUUACGAUUCGCCAGUGACGUUUACACGGACACGAUACUUCGCUUUGCCAGAACCAUCAAUGGCCAGGCUCCGAGUCUAUGGGCAACCACUAGCCCCGACCCGACCAAACGCGAUCCCCGAAGCUUUGGCAAUGUCAGUACCACUCCUCGGAAGUUGGAGUGGGACAUGGUCCCCGAGGUUAGCAUUGCGCUACGAUUUGCCGAGUCUCAUCUCUCCGAUCUGCUCCAACAGCAUGAGUUCCAAGUGCUCGACUUUACCGGCUUCGGAAAGAACUUCAUCACAUCAGCAGGGUUCUCGCCCGAUGCGUUUAUGCAGAUGGCCUUCCAAGCCGCCUACUACGGACUCUAUGGUCGCAUCGAGAACACUUACGAGCCAGCUAUGACCAAGGUCUUCCUGCAUGGCCGGACGGAGGCAGUUCGCACGGUGACUAACGAGUGCGUCGAUUUCGUCAAGACAUUCUGGGGCGACAACCCCCCAGAGCAGAAGGUGAACGCGCUCCGGAAAGCGACGGAGAAGCAUACGGCGAUUACUAAGGAGUGUUCUAAGGGUCAGGGCCAGGAUCGCCACCUUUACGCUAUGUAUUGCCUCUGGCAACGGUCUUUCGAUGAGGGUUCUUCGGCCGGCAACAGCGUGGAUGGUAGCUCCAACGGCUAUUCCAGUCCCGUGGAAAACGGGUCCGCUAUUGACUCUCCGAAACUAUCUGCAUCGCUCUCUGAAGAUGGGUUAUCAUCAGGCAGCUACGGACUACGCGCCAUCCGCCCGGCGCCACCUACGCCGGCACUUUUUAGCGACCCGGGUUGGGACAAGAUUAACAACACGAUCUUAUCGACUUCAAACUGCGGCAACCCUUGUCUGCGUCACUUUGGAUUCGGGCCGACGUCUGCCGACGGCUUCGGGAUCGGAUACAUCAUCAAGGACGACUCGAUCUCGUUCUGCGCGUCGUCCAAACACCGACAGACUGCCCGCUUGAUGCACACCCUGGAGACGUAUUUGUUCGAAAUCCGCAAGCUGCUGCGGAUGACCACCCGCAAGACCAUGAGCCCGCGCACGAGUCGGGCUCGAGAGAUGGAAACGAUCGCCGAGCGAUCGCCGGGCGAGCACCGCCGGGGACGCAUUGUCCGGGGCGACCCGAUGCAGGCGACCCGGGGUACCGAGACGCCCACAACGGACAGCGGAGAACUGGAGGACGAUGGCAUGGGUGGAUAUGGAUUCUUCGAUGCAGGGAUGCUGCUCCAUGCACUCAAAGGGCUGAAUGCAGACCGGGAGCGGGUCGGGGAUAAGCCUGAGAAACGUCGGUUCGUCGGAAAGAAACUCCGAUUGAAUGAAUAUUGA